Molecule: messenger RNA, 1150 nt
Organism: Truncatella angustata
Lineage: Eukaryota; Fungi; Ascomycota; Sordariomycetes; Amphisphaeriales; Sporocadaceae
Exons: 1
Coding region: 439-681 (80 amino acids)
Source: RefSeq, a predicted model, not a curated record
CUAAAAGUGAGACCAGCUGUCGAUGUAGCCGGAGUUUGCACAUCCGCUACAUGCGGCCCUGCUGGUUAAGCAUAAUGGGAAAAGAGGCAUGCUACUGUUCCCAAUAUAAAUUGGUAUGAUAUCGCGCUGCUUGAUUAGUCUCCAUCAAUCUCAACUUGUAAAAUAGCUUCACCAGCACAUAAUGCGUAUCUCACUCUUUACUCUUUUUCUGGGAGCAUUGACUUCUGCCAUCCCCUUGGAAGAUGCUGCUUUAAAUACGCGUGCUAUUGAGUGCAGUGAUCUGCCUGCAGUCACUGAUGAAGUUAGUUAGCAUUUUACCUGUGAAAGAUUAUUGGCAACUGACAUGACAGUUCGACGAAAUCCAAGUCCUCCCCGCUCUACCGCAGGUCAACGCUAUCACCGCGCCAGUACCAAACGGGACUUAUCUGGCCUAUACCAAUGCGGGCUAUGCCAACAUUGGCUCUCUAUCCAAUGUCAAGCCGCCCAGCCUUCCCAACGAUAUCUACGUGUCGCCACGGAUCAACAAUGCCGUUAUUACCCCCGCCUUCAACCGCGCGAAUGCCUUCAAGCUCACUAGGUUCCGAUACGCCUGUAUUGGCCAGACACAGCUAUCAAUCCUCGAGUUGCCCUCGACGUGCACCUUCGACUUCAUUUGCAAUGUGUUUGGAUCAUCUCAAAUAAGGAAGAAAAGUUUCAAAUUUCAGUCAGAUAACAUACUUGGAAGCACCUUCAACAUCGGGACUUUUGGGGCGGAUUUUGCCAAUCUAUCGCAGUGCAGUGUUCAGGUGGCCAGCGGAAGUGUAGCUGGGCUUCUCGAAUCACCUUUUCUCCAAGGAUUCGUGGUCCUGGCUAUCGACAACGUAGAAAACCAAGGACAGCUUUGUGCCAGACGUAGCGUCCUAUGACUUGGAUAGGCGUAUUGGAGUUAUGACGUCGAGAUUGAGUGAUAUGUUACGUUGGCGAUGAAGAAAGAGAAGACGUAUCAUUUGGUUAUGUACGGGUGAUUUAUCCUGUAGACAAAUAACGCACGUCAACAUGCUGAAGGAUGUAUGGCAUUGAAUCAGGAAGUUGUAUCAUGUGUCACGUAAAUCGAAAUUGAUCAAGCUAUAUCUAUUCCUCCGCCUAAAAUCCGAACCGAGUGACGGAUACC